AAACUCGAGGACAAAUGUAUAAAACAGCUACUGGAAGAAAAUAAAUUGUUAAAGGAAACAAUAAUAAAACUCAAAACAUAUUCAGCUCGUGUAAAUGAAUGUAAAGUGGAGGAAGUGCCAGUCUUUUCAGAUCCACAUAAUCAGGUGUUUCCAGAUGUUGAAAAAGAAUGGUUGAAACAACAAUACACGGAAGUUUGUAAAGCUUAUAAUUAUCUCAAAGAUAAACUACAAAAAUAUGAGAGGCUAAACAACGAGUUGGUUGGAAAGUUAGCGGCAGUAGAAAAGUCAAAGCAAGAACUUGAGGAAAAUAAUCUCCAACUACAUAUAGACUACGUGUCGGCUAGAGAACACGUACAGAAACUUUUACAACUGGACCAUCGACCAUGUUUGCACAGCACUUCAGAUGCCAAAUUCAGAAUCGAUAAAAGUGAAGACGUUUCUGAAGAGCCCGAAUCCUUAGGAACUGCUACAAGUGAAGACGAAGGUCUUGGAGACGACAGCAGAAAAGGAGAUUCAACUGGUCCAAGUAGUCUUGCCGAUCUCCAUGAAACUGAAGAAGAUCUUUUGACUAAGUCCUCGGAGUUUAACUUUGCUGAAGAAUAUGUUAUGGAGCAUUCAGAUUUAAAAAUUAACCUUCACACAUCACAGGAAUUCCAGCAAAUGAGAUCAGAGUUUGGGGAGAUGAACAACUUACGAUGUAAAGAAAACCAGCUUUCUGAACGCCGUAAUCAUUCGAACAUGUUUUUCAUGGAGUUAAAUGAAAAACUAGAAGUAGAAAAAAACCAGAUGUGCAAGAUUCAAUCUGGAAAUUGUAUCUCUCAUCAUAACAGUUGUGAUGAAAUAAACAAGUGGGAAAUGGAGAUCGAGAAACAACAAGCUAGAUUCGAAGAAGACAAAAUGCGGCUACAGACAGCGCUAGUAGCAACACAAGUAGAGAAACAUCAACUUAAACCACAACUGCUAGAGCCGGAAGAAGUAGAAAAUGAUGAUAGAUAUCGAGAGGAAAAGUUACAAGAACAAAUCAACAACUUGUUUAAAAAACAACAACAAGCUAGGUUCGACGAAGACAAAAUGCGGCUACAGACAGAGCUAGUAGCAACACAAGUAGAGAAACAUCAACUUAAACCACAACUGCUAGAGCCGGAAGAAGUAGAAAAUGAUGAUAGAUAUCGAGAGGAAAAGUUACAAGAACAAAUCAACAGCUUGUUUAAAAAACAUGAGUCAUUAAAGGAAGAUUUAUCUGAAAAAAACAUGAACUCUGAAAUCGCCAUUAAGCAGUUCAGAGCAACAGAACCGUCCAAAAGUGAACUUCGUUCACAAAUAACCCACAUGGAGGCGCUGUUGCAAAACUUUAAAGUCGACAUCCGAAAUCUCGAAGCAUCUGAAACAGAACUGCGAGAGAAAGUUUUUAAGCUUGAACAGUCAUUAUUUCAUUUACUGUCUGCUGCCACUCAUCAAAACUGUGGCUGUUUGAUGCGCUCUGGUACUUUUCAACUUGUUAAAACUAUAAAUCCAGAUGUGAAGAUGUCAUGUGAGAAAUCUUCUGUAGAAGUUCAGGUUGAUGUUAGCCCUUUUGAUAAUUCUCGAAUGGUGUUAGAAAAGUUUACUCAAACCUUGGAAGACUUUCGGGCAAAGUUUGAUGCUUGCUAUCACAAUCCUGCAAUUAAUACUAUCCAUAAAAUUUCCAAACCUUCUCUUUGUUUUUUUUCUGAAGUGAAAUAUGAAAAACAAAGAGAUUCGUUGUUUCACAUAAAACAAAAAGAUUCUACACUGAAAGUGCAACCUUACCAACUGGAUGGCCUUCUUUGGAAGAAGUUACAUGACUUGGAAAAUCACGUUGGGACUUGUAAGAAAAAAAACAUAAACAGCGUAAUUGUCAGUCUACCAUUUCUAAAUGGGCCCGAAGAAAAAGAACAGAAAACACCACUAUGCCUUAACCUUUUGACCAUUGGAAAGUAUGAUACGUUUGACAAAGAAAUGCAAAUAUCUCUCCCUUUUCAGCUACAAAUCAUUCCAGUGACAGCGAAUGGCAUUUUACAGCAGAGAUGUGAAUAUUUUCUUUCCGCAAUGUUAAGUUUAGAUAGCGGUCAAGAAAGACUGGAAGAACGAUUUUGUAAACAAGAAAGAAUGAAAUAUGAAUACGAAAAAGAAUUAGAAAGAAAAGAAAUAUUUCACAAAGAAAGAGUGAUGCAGCAACAAAAAUGGAAACUAGAAGAAAUGUUACCACAGAAAAACAUUCAAAUGCUGAACAGAGAAAAACCUUUAUUUCUUGAAAAAGCUUCAUCGUCAGAUUUAGAAAAUCUUGAAAGAAAUGUAAAAUGGAUACAGAAAACAUUUCAGGAUCUCAAGAUAAAACACACUAGAGAACUUGAAGAUUUAGAACACAGACAUAACCACGCAGUUGCAAAUCUUAGUCAUAAAAUAAAAGGUUUAGAGAAAACAAUCGAAAAAAUGAAAGAUCAGGUAACUAAAUAUAAAGAAGAAGCAAAAAUAAUAAACAAUGAAUUGAUUCAACAAAUUACUGGUAUAUCACAUCAUGUAAUUUUUCCCAGAAUAGCAGAAACAAGAAACGAUGAACAAAACUGCUUUGAAGAGCAGGUCAGACAAAAGAAACAUCGUCUAGAAAAACUGAAAGAGGCACAUAAGUCACAACCGGAACUCUUAAAAUCGGAACGUUUUGGAAACGAAUCAAAAUUAGAAAAAGAAUUAAUAGAGCUUCGUUUUCAAAAUCAGAAUCUUGAUGACAAAGUCGCAUUGCUUCAUGAAAAAUAUAUGGAAUUAGAGAAAAAAAUAACGUUUAAAUCAAGUGAUCUUGAGCUCUGUGAUCAGAAAUACAAAUAUAGUAUGAAACUUUUAGAGGAAGAGCAUCAUACGGUGGAAGCAAAAUUAAAAUGGAGGACAAAAGAAAUGGAAGACUACAUAAAAACUUAUGUAACUGCACUGAAAGAAGAAAAGGAAAAUUUACAAGUAAGCCUUCAAAAUGCCUUGGAUGAUCUUCAUUUCAAAGAAGGCUAUGAGUUUCGAAUUUCAGAAUUAGAAAAACAGAUAGUGGAUCUAAAAACUAAAAAUGAUAAUGUAACAGAAGACGUUUAUUCUUUUAAAGUGCCUAAUGCUCAAACAAAGAAAAAUGCAGAAAAGUAUCAUCUUCGUGACAUGGAAGACACCAGAAUAAGAGAACUUGAAAGCAUUGAAGCAGACUUAAGGCUAGAGGUUACUCGUCUUCGUCAGUGUUUGUCUGCUUCCAACUCCCACUUGGAGGACCUUGACUGUGUCCGCCGAAACCAAGAACACACCAUCACCCGCUUAGAAAAAGAUAAAAUAUCGCUUCAAGAUGAGUUGCUGCAGUUGCGCGCUAGUUCUGGAAAAUCUCAAGAACUAUUUGAUAGAAUAGUUCAGUUAGAAGAAGACAAAAUUAAACUGUUGAAAAGAAUUGAAACGAUGGACAUUGAAGAAGAGUGGAGAGAAGGGCUCAGAAACGUUAACGCACAAUUACAGCAACAAGUUGAGUUGCUUCAAGAACAAAUAACAGAUCUAAAUGAACAGAUUAAUGAUACAAAAGUAUUGGAGGACAAUGAACCUGAGCCAUCAGGAGAAAACGUUAGCCACCAGAGGUCGGAGACAGAUAUAGCAGAAUUGGAUCAGCAGUUGCAACUUCAACAAGAACUGAUCAUUGCACGUCUACAGACAACAAACGGAGAACUGGAAGCUAAAGAAUCUGGAGAUCUGGUGUUGGAGGGAAAAAAAGAAAUGUAUGAUGUUGGCACAAUGACUGAAGAUUCGGAAUUAAAAUCAGGUUCUCUGCACAGAUCUACGCAGACAGUAAGCAAGGAACCAGCUCCAUCAACAAAUUCACAUCCGAAAAGACUGACAAUGAGGAAGGCAGAAACUAUUGAGACAUUACGUCACAAUGUUAAAUGUAUAUCGACAUCAUACGACACAUCAGGUGUCGCUAGUAGCCAUUUAAACGUUUCUGAUAUCGGUUCAUUUGAAGAGCUGGAUGCUCCAUUCCAUUUUGGGGAAUGUGUCACGUCAGCUAUGCUGGUUAUGGAAAAUAAACUAGAAAAUAAAGAACAUCUUGAAACCUUCGAGAGGAAGUUCUUACCAUCGGACACAUCACCACUUUGUAAUAACACAGAAAGUACGAGGAGAUACGCAUCUUUAUUUACGACGUACUUCUUGCCAGCUUUCGACACCUUCAAAAAACUGUAUUCGGAGAAAUCAACCGAUAUACCCAACCUAUUAACCUCUGAAACUACAAAACCACUUUCCAUGUGCCGACGUUCUUCCAGAGACAAGAUUUUUAUGGUGGAUGAACUUCAAAGUGUUAGAGGCUCCGAUCCAACAAAAGCACUUAGUCUAUCAGCGUCCAAACCCUCACCGGUUAGUUUCAUUAGCUAAAAACGUAUAAGAAGUUGACAAACUCUUGACAUGAAACAUUUUGAAAGAGGUAAGUGUGGUCUCAGGCUACGAGCUGAAGAAGUGCCAAAUUCCCUAAUAAUCUUUUGACUUCAAUGCUAAGCUGUGUAUUGGGCUUCAUACGGUUAGGUUAAAUCUGAUAUGUGGAUACAGCUUCACAGUUCCUGUCUAAAAUGAUUUAACUCUUCUUUCUUACACCCUUCAAAGAUUUAGUGUUUUAAUCAUUGAUAAGGAAAACAAGUUAUUGGAACUGCAUUUGUAACUUGUUAUUUUGUAUUUCUGCUUUGAGUAGAAAGUGUUGAUAUAUUAUGCCGUAUUACUAAAAUAUUUCAUUGCAUUUUGGAAGUGCCACUUUAGUGUUCAACUGUUUUGUUAAAUACCUCUGUAUAAUUCAAAUUUGACAAACAAUAAAUAAUAUAUCACAGAAACUUAUA
This is a messenger RNA of Limulus polyphemus (Atlantic horseshoe crab), 4850 nucleotides long. Its product is annotated as myosin-11-like. The annotation marks the transcript as partial. Lineage: Eukaryota; Metazoa; Arthropoda; Merostomata; Xiphosura; Limulidae. The record is from RefSeq and is a predicted model, not a curated record. The transcript has 7 exons.